Molecule: messenger RNA, 487 nt
Organism: Mugil cephalus (flathead mullet)
Lineage: Eukaryota; Metazoa; Chordata; Actinopteri; Mugiliformes; Mugilidae
Product: chymotrypsin-like elastase family member 2A
Exons: 2
Coding region: 140-472 (110 amino acids)
Biological process (GO): proteolysis
Molecular function (GO): serine-type endopeptidase activity
Source: RefSeq, a predicted model, not a curated record
AGGGUGUGGCACCACUCUUCUGUACACCAGGAUUGUUGGAGGUCAAGAUGCUCCAGCUGGAAGUUGGCCAUGGCAAGUUAGUCUGCAGAGAUUUGGUGGCCAUGUUUGUGGCGGUUCCCUCAUCAACCAAGAGUGGGUGAUGUCUGCUGCUCACUGCUUCUCCAGUGCAAGUACGUCUGGUUGGAGCGUUUCUCUGGGUCUUCAGAGCCUACAGGGUGACAACCCAAACCAAGUGUCCAGAACUGUUUCCACCAUCAUUUUGCAUCCAGACUACGACAGCUACACCAGCAACAACGACAUUGCUCUGCUCAGACUCUCCUCACCAGUCAGCUUCACAGACUACAUCAUACCUGUGUGUCUGGCAGCGAGUGGCAGUGUGUUCAACAACGGCACUGAUAGCUGGGUCACUGGCUGGGGUGCAGUCCAGGAGGGAGGUGAGUCUGGACGUUUGCUGAUCAUUACUUUUGGUUGAGGUCACUGUUCACGU